Molecule: messenger RNA, 2324 nt
Organism: Hydractinia symbiolongicarpus
Lineage: Eukaryota; Metazoa; Cnidaria; Hydrozoa; Anthoathecata; Hydractiniidae
Exons: 6
Coding region: 46-1023 (325 amino acids)
Molecular function (GO): lysozyme activity
Source: RefSeq, a predicted model, not a curated record
UAUAGAAAAUAAAAAGGAAAGAAAAACAGAUUAUUAACACUGACAAUGGAAGCGAAACAAGCUACCGAACAGAUCACAGACAGUUUCAUUCUUUAUUUACAGCCUGACAAGAAAUUUAUCAACACUUACACAGAAAUUGUGUACAUACAAACCGAUGCGAUGAUAAAGAUACUGACACUAAUUUUCAUAUUUACAACAUAUUCUGGAAGAGGCUCUUGCUGCUUUGAUGACAAUGAUGAAAUAUACGAACUAAACAAUGACAUAGGAGAAAAUCACUUACAAGAACACGAUCCAUGCUAUCCUUUCGCCAAUUUGUUUCCAAAAAGAAAACCUAGCAAUGCAAGACGACGUGCUUCUCAAUCAAAAAGGCGAAAACCAUACAGAAAAGGAAAGAAGUUGAAAAGUCCAAUUUCUGAAUUCAGCUUAACAUGGAAAGCCGGCGGAAAUAACAUCCCUGGCAGUAGGCACUUCAGUCGCAGCGCUCAUUCCUUUGGUGAGAAUUCAGGGGUGACCAUUGGACGAGUGUAUGACUUGAAAAACAGAUCGAAAGCAAAGGCGUACAAUGAUCUCGUGAGUGCAGGUGUUUGGAAAAAACACGCCAAGAAAUUGUCAGGUGGAGUCGGACUGAAAGGAAAUGCUGCGAAAAAAUAUAUUAAUAACAACCUGAAAGGUAUCGUCAUUAGUGAAAGAGCACAAGAUAAUCUCUUCAAAGUCGCUGUUUCUGAGGAAAUCGCAACAGCGAAAAGAAUAUUCGCAAAACCCGAUGUGGUAAAAGCAUAUGGAAAAGCAAAUUGGAAUAAAUUGAAUCCAGCUAUCAAAGGAAUUGUUGUUGAUUUAUUGUUUCAUGGAGAUUAUACGGAUAAAACAAGGAAAUUUCUUCAAAAGGCAAUCGUUGAUAACGAUUUAAAGGCACUAACCAAAAUAAUGAGCGACGAGAAGCUGUGGAGCAGUUAUGGAAUGACAUCAUUUCGAUUUAAGCGAAGAAAGCAAUUUCUUAAAAAUGCUGUCAAAAAAGGGAAAUAAAGUAUAAUAUGCAGUAAAUUUAUGAGUGGGCAGAAAGACUACUAAUAUAGUAUUGUAGUAAUAAAUAUAAAGUUGUGAAGUUUAACCGCAUUGUGCACAGUGUUACUCCAACGUUACUAAAACCUUCCUCCGCCUAAGGACACUGUAUGAAAUUUUGGCUUCGUACAUAUGAAUCCAACUCAAGUAGAAUUGCUAAUCAGGCCCAGCAAAAAUGCAAACAUUUAUAAACUAAAACAACCUCGUCCCCAGUGCUUAUAUGAUAUAAUAACCUUGUUCAGGUUCCGCCCAAAUAUAAAAAACUAACAACCUCUGAGAACGAGGUUUAAACUAACAAGCUCUUGUUUGUAUCGAAAACCAUUCUCGUGCCCAGGGUUUGUUGUCUGAUGUCAAAGCCGCUAGCGCUUAUUUGACGGCUAAAAAAGGCAAGAACCCCCUGGGGUCGAGGUUGAACAAAAACUGGAGAAUCGUUAUUUGGAAAUUGCUGCUUUAUAAGGAUAAGAGAAGACAACAGUACCCUGUUUUCACCAGACAUAUAAUGCUACAAAGCCUUUGUACAAAGACUUAAACAGAUACUUUUUAAUAAAAAAUACAGAUGAAAGUUCCAAUGUCAUACAAAGGACACAAAAUGAUUUAUUAGCGAGCAUCAGCGUACCCUUGUAUGUUUACUACGGAAUAAAAUGAUCAGUUAAAACAAGAUUAUAAUAGUUUGAAGAUGAAGUUCUGUGUUAGGAUAUUUUGCCAAGUUGUUUUCAGCUGCAGUAAAAAUAAAUAUCUAUAUUCUACAGUUCUCCUUGAAAAAAUACCCAUUCGAUUUUUCAAAACAUACUGACAUUGGAGAGAAGCAUUAAAACUCAAACAGAGUUACAAUAAAAAGAAAAAAAAAAAAAGAAAUGGAAAUGAAAUCACAAUAAAGCAUAAAAAGAGCAACGUUGAACCCAUACUUUGUAAGUUUGUAAGUGCUGCCCAAAAAUGCUGUUAAAUUUUGGAACCAUUUGUUGUGAUGACAAAGACCUUAUAACCGAAUAUUCUUUUGAUUCUUAGUAACUUUGGUUGUCGAAAAUACAUUUUUUUGGAAGUAUUAUCGCCGUUAAUGGCCGGUAAAUUAAACUUUUAGAUUCUCUUUAGCUCUUUUUUUGGAACAAAAUAAAGAGCUGACAAAAGACUGACAGGCUAAAAAAUACGAUGGUCCCUGUGGGUCAAUUUUUUUCUAAUUUAAGAGCACUUCUCCUUUAUGAUUCAAUCAAUUUACCAACAGCUUUAUACUGUAGCAGGUUCCACAUGUGCAUGAAUAAAAAAAUAUA